GGGGCGAGAGGCAGACUUCUGAGGAAAGUCACGCAAACACGAGGGAGCAGCAGAGCGAGCUGCGUCCGUCCGACCAGCUGAUCGUUCGUGCCAGCGAGAGGGAGGGAAGGCGAGGACGGGAGGGGUGACCACUGAUGCGCCGCUAAUCUGCGUCGGAGAGCAAAAACAGAAACCCCAGCAAGCAGCGGUGGGGCAAGGCACCUUUUCCCCCGCACACGAUGGGACGACGGGGAACGAAGUGACAGAAGUGUUCGGAAGGGAGAAAGCAUCAGCUGCAUAUUUUUAGCAGGGCCCAUUGUUUGAAAGCGGAAGAAAAGCCCAAUAGGAGUCAAAGCGGAAGAGGAACCUCAGAGGCGGUCAUAUUUUUUUAUUUUUAUUUUUUGAUUUACAUCACCUCGUGCAGCAAUGUCCUGGCUGUCUCCGGUCCAGUGGGCCAAAUGGACGUGGUCAGCGGUGACGGGGGGCUCGGGAGAUGACGCUGAUGACAAUUCAGACUCCGAGGGGACCUUCGAGACCCCAGAGGCGGAGUCUCCGGGUGUUGCGAAACUGCUGAGUCAACUGGACAACCCCACGGAUGCAGACGAAUUUGUCCAGAAGAAUUCCAACCAGGAUGAAGAUUCUGCCCUCAACAACCUGACUGGCUCAUCCCCCAACAACAGCAACUUUGGUCUGAACCAGAACCUCAAUCUGACUCUGACACCAAAGGCCUCAUCCCAGUCAAACGCCGCAUCUCAACCACGACGACCUCCGUCUCUGCCAGUCCACUCCCCGCUCAGCACACCAGAUCCUUCGGAGGUGGACGAUGAGGCGCCCGUGACCUGUAACCCGAGCCCAGACUCGAACCUCUUUCCCGGCCGUGACCUCGCCGUGCAUCACGACUUGCUAAAUGGCAACGUGACCUCUGACUGCGCAAAAGCGGCCUGCUACCCGGAGGGAAGUGUGGUCAGCAGCAGCGUUAUCACCAACUCAUGUAAAGGACCAAAGCCGGAGCAGCCGACGCAAAAGGACCUCAGCGGGCAGGAUGAUCACGAUGGCCACGCUACCGAUGAGGAGAAGUUGGCCAGCAGCUCGUGUGUCAAAGCAGACAAGGAACAAAGCAUCCAAGUCUGCCAUGUGACUUCCACACCAGACGAGCCAGACAUCUCCAAUCUGCACAAUGACGACCCGAGUCGGUGGAAGACCAAAUCGGAAGGAAGUGGACUGCAGAAAACGGGCAGCAAGGUCCUGGACUCCAUCUGCAUCAACGAGGAGGAGAAAAAGGCCGUUUUGACGCUAAUCAGAGAGGAGAUCAUCACAAAAGAGGCGGAAGUGAACGACUGGAAGAGGAAGUAUGACGACAGCAGACAGGAACUCAAUGAGAUGAGGAAGAUUGUCUCAGAAUAUGAGAAGACAAUUGCUCAGAUGAUCGAGGACGAGCAGAGGAACAGCCUGAGCUCCCAGAAGGCUUUGCGUGCCGUCACCAUGGAGAAGGAGGCCGCCCUGGCAGAUCUCAACUCGGUGGAACGCUCGCUGUCUGACGUUUUUCGGCGCUAUGAGAAUAUGAAGAAAACCCUGGAAGGCUUCAAGAAGAAUGAAGAGGUGCUGAAGAAAUGUGCUCAGGAAUAUCUGGCCAGAGUCAAGCAGGAGGAACAGCGAUACCAAACCCUGAAAGUCCACGCAGAGGAAAAGCUUGACAAGGCCAACGAGGAGAUCGCCCAGGUGCGCUCAAAGGCGAGCUCCGAGAGCUUGGCGCUGACCGCCGGCCUGCGGAAGGAGCAGAUGAAGAACGAGUCUCUGGAACAAGCCCUGCAGCACAAAGCGAAAUCAAGAGAUUGAGGAGCUCACGAAGAUCUGUGACGAGCUCAUCGCCAAAAUGGGAAAAGUCGACUGAGCGGCUCAGCCACUGACUCCCCGUGCAUGCCUCCAUCCGACGAGAUGCCGACAGUCCUCUCCCGCAGCUCCUUCCGCAAAGGUGUCUCCCACCGCUUCCCGCCCUCCAUCGGGACUUUUUACACGCCGUCGUCCGUUUUUUGAUUGCAUUUUCGUGGACCCCUCGUGCUUUCGGCCGUCCCGCCGGCGGACAACGACAAUGACGCGCCCGUGGUCCAUGUGAAAUUCCCGGCAGAUUAAACCGCGGGAUGGUCACGCAACUCCUCCGAGCGGUGUGACAUCAAAUUGAAGGCAGAACGAGGUCAAUUUUGACUCACAGUCAGAAGUACGCCCGGAGAAGCUUACACGAGUUUUGUUUUGUAUUACGCAACAAUCCGAAUAAUGUGUCCUUACUCUGGGAACAGUUCAAGUUGGAGUAGUUCAGGAGCGUCUGAGUGGCUUUGGACCGCUUACCGCUGCUACAAAUCUAUCGCAACUUCACUACAGCGUUGAAAUUGCACAUUAUUUGAUCUUAAAAAUAAAAACACAGACAAUCAGUGAGUCCACUGUGAUUAUGCAGUACAGGGAGUCCUCGGUCUACGGCUGAGAUCCGUUCCUACUCGAAUUUCGACUUAAGUCAGAUUCCACCGUUAAAGUCAGAAUUUACAUCAAAAUAGUUUGUAUAAAAAACAAAUCCAUUGAAAUAAACAAGAUGGCGUACUUAGCAUGACUGCUGAGAGGUGGAGAAGAAGAAGAAGGGGAGGUGGUGCUUGGCUAUUGCCAAGGAACCUGCUCCUCAAUCCGCUCCAUCUCGACAAGUAUCGAAGAACCGUGUUUUGCGAUCGUCGUAUCCGACAUCGGAACGGAACCCUUCAGCGCAUGCGGUAAAAUACGGGAUUUUUCUUUCGUAAUUGUCACGGCGGUCGACCGCCUGAAGCCUCGGUGGUGUCGAUGUCUCUCCUUUCUCAAAUCUUUUUAUGGUCUUGAGCGUCGUUUCCGCGGUUACGGAUUUUCUUUUGGCUGCAGAACCAUUGAUAAAAGACACAGCUGGCUUUUUUGGGGCGAUAAUGUCGUAAAAGGAGGGUGAAAAAUGCAAAGAUACUCCCAGCGCACAAACACGGACGAGCUUUAGCCAGACAAAAUGGCGCUCGGGGGACGUAAAGUCGAAACGUCUUAGGUGGAGACCGUCUUAACCCGAGGACUCCCCGGAUUAACGCGUCCAUUUUGUUUUCCCAUUUGUCACUGCAGCCUCCUUGGCCACAAUAGAGUCCGAAAAAUCCAAAUUUGGAUCAGGACCAAAUUUGCGCCCUCAUAAAUAUUUACCUAUAUGGCUUAAUGUUGUCAGUGGAAUUAAAGCAAAAGAUAAAUCACGCAAUUUUUUCAUAAACAACCACAACACCACUGAGUUGGGCAAAGACCUACACCACGGUUGAGCUUGUAACGAAAAGUUCCGAUGGGACUGAAAGAGCAAAUUAUUAAAUUAUUCUAACCACGUUGCAGCGUUUUAUAUAAAAAAAAUUAUAUAUAUAUAUAUAUAUAUAUAUAUACACACACAUUGAACAUUUUUGUCGAUUUACCUGUCUCUGUUCUUUAUGCUUACACCAUGUUUACAACUCCACUCUCACAACCAUAUUUUAGCUGUUUUUAUAUCGUCUCAGACUCACUCGUUUUGUUUAUUGGCUGUUUUUUUUUUUUUAAAUGAAUGUAAAUGUGGAAGAUCUACAAAAAGUACCUAACAUGAAAUGAAAUUAUAUUUGUUUGAAUAAAAGGACUAAUCAGA
Messenger RNA from Syngnathoides biaculeatus (alligator pipefish), 3628 nucleotides. Its product is annotated as transforming acidic coiled-coil-containing protein 1-like. The coding region runs from base 406 to 1815 and encodes 469 amino acids. The transcript is spliced from 13 exons. Gene Ontology annotation, biological process: mitotic spindle organization; cell population proliferation; cerebral cortex development. Gene Ontology annotation, cellular component: cytoplasm. The record is from RefSeq and is a predicted model, not a curated record. Lineage: Eukaryota; Metazoa; Chordata; Actinopteri; Syngnathiformes; Syngnathidae.